Stegostoma tigrinum is the source of this 6199-nucleotide messenger RNA. RefSeq names its product centrosomal protein 89 (gene cep89). Bases 117 to 2846 code for a protein of 909 amino acids. Gene Ontology annotation, biological process: mitochondrion organization; cilium assembly; chemical synaptic transmission. Lineage: Eukaryota; Metazoa; Chordata; Chondrichthyes; Orectolobiformes; Stegostomatidae. Gene Ontology annotation, cellular component: ciliary transition fiber; centriole. The record is from RefSeq and is a predicted model, not a curated record. The transcript is spliced from 20 exons.
UAGGGUUUGUUGCAGGGUAGGCUGUAGCUGUGUGCCGACGUCUCGUCUACUCUCACAUUGAUGUGGAUCACGAGCGGAUUAAAACAGAACAGCCGUGUUUUCAACCACAAAUCAAAAUGCCGUUCGGGUGGAGAAGAAAGGAUCAAAUGCCCUUUAAACACAUAGCUCAUGGUUUGGUUCCUGCGGCCACAAUAGCUCCCAGAGCUGCCGUUCCCCGCACCCCUCCACCACGUAGCCCAGAGCCUUCUCCAGAGAGACCAAGGUCAGCAUUGGCAGCAGUAAUUUUAACUUCGUGCCUGACUGGUCGUACAGUUGCCAUUCCUCAGCGGCAUUUGACAGGACUUCGUCAAAGAUCUUAUUCUGAAAGUGAUGGCACAUUUUCAGAGCAACAAAGCCUUCUUGAACCUUAUGCCACUGUGGCUGAUCUGCAGUUAAGGAAUGAAUGGCAAAGUCCUGUUAGAGGCAGGCCUCGGUUACCACUGCCUUCCGAUUCUGAAGAAGAAUGUAAUGUAGAAGGAGAAGAUGAUGACCAAGAUGUGGAACUGUUGUCAGAUAAAGCAGACCAACCACAUUACUAUGUUCUCGAAAAGGAGGGAGACGUAUAUAUUAAAGAGCCAGUAUAUGCCAUUCCUCACAAGGCAAACCAGAAUGAAAUACCAGCAUCUGUGAGCAGUGAUCUUACUGACAUUUCUACCUACGAUGUAGCGUCUACCACUCUGAUAUAUGAACCAAAACCUACACAAGUUGAAGAACAUACUCGAGUUCACACAUCUCAGGAACAUCAAAUUGUUGAAAAGCAACAGACAAUUCCAGAGUUCAUCCCAGUCCCAGGUUUGAAGAAUACCAUGAUUGUCGAAGAUCCCAGAACACAGUCUGCUGUAACUCAAAAAAAGAAAAAGCUAAAGAGAAAGAUAAUUUCAAAGGUGGCCAAGCAAGCAGAUUUGACAGUUGAAGCUAACCGAGAGCUGACGGAGAUCCGAAAAGAGCUGUUACACGACCUAAAAGAAAGAAAUCAGGCAUUGGCUUCUGAAAAUCAGGUCAUUGCCCAUCAGACUCACAGCUUGACAAAACAGCUGGAAGGGAUGAAGCUUAAAGUGGAACGACUGGAAAAAGAAAAUCAUAAGCAACAAGAAGUUGACAAUAGCCAAGCCAGGGAAGAUGAAAAAGCGGAACUCCAUUUACUUAGGCAGCAUGCUCAGGAACUAGUGGAUGAAAAUGAUGCUUUGAAAAUGACCAUCCAUCGCUUAAAUGUAGAACUUAGCUGCUAUCAAACCAAAUUCAGGCCGAUACAUAACGAGAUAUCCUGUAAUACUGGCCUUCCAGCAUCAGGACCACCACCACCCUGGCUUGUGGACAUGAAAUUCUUGUCACCCCUACUUUUGGCCUAUGAGGACCGGCUACGGGAGAAGGAUGCUGCAUUGCAAGUACAUGAGGAGGAAAUGAAGAAUUUCAGAGCUCGAGUCGAAGAGGUGGUGAGGGAGAAUGAACAGCUUCAUCAACAACAUGAAAGAAAUGGUGCUGUUAGCAGCAAAGCGUGGAAUCAAUUGCAGGAUCAGGCAAAGUUGGUUUUGGAGGAAAACCAAGUCUUGAUGGAGCAGCUAGAGAUACAGCAAGCUAAAGCAAAAAGCAGUCACAGCAGACACAUACAAGAAGUGUCAAAAUUGACUAAACAAUUGAUGCUGCUGGAAUCGGAGAAACAAAGCCAAGAAAAGGAAUUACAUGAUACUCAACAAGAGUUGAACAAACUUUUCUCAAAGUAUGACAAACUUAAAGCAACUCUUGAUGACAGAGUGAGAAUUGAUGAGCAUACUGCAAUGGUGAACGAUCUCAAAGGGAAACUACAGCUGGAACAAGAGAAACACCAUGUAGAAGUGGAGGAAUUGAUGGGAAGAAUUGCAUCUUUGCAAGCUGAAAAGAAGAGCUUACUCCUUGAAAAGACAGAAUUAAUAGCUGACAAUAAGACUUUAGAAGCAGAGCUACAGGUAGCACAGAAGUCAAACAGGCUAGCACAGAAGAAGAUAGGUCUUCUGAAACAGCAAGCUGAAGAGGCCAUGGAGAAAGAAAUAGCAGCUCACCAAUAUCUGGCAAACUUGAUUGGUCUUGCUGAAAAGACCGCCCAUGAACGUGAUCAACUUGUACAUGUAACCAAAAGCCUGACAAAUGAGAAACAUGGAGUUUUAAACAAGAUUGUCGCAGGCAAUGUGCGUUUGGGCAAGUUGGAGGAACAAGUAAAGAUGUACAAAACAAAAGCUGCCAUGAAGCUUGGAGACAUGAACAACCGUAUGAAGGAACAGGAAGAGGAUUUUGCCAGAAGGACUGCUCAGUACCAGCGGGAAAUACGGCGUCUUCAGCAGCUACUGAAGGACAAGCAGGAAACCCUUGAUGGACUGCUUGAACAGCAAAGACAAGUUGAAUCUGAACUUGAAACAGUUUGGGAAUCAACGACACGAGAGAAUCGCCGGAUAAAGGAUCUUUUACGUGCCACUGUACAUAAAAACAAUCUCUUAGAUGCUGCCAGCUUUGAUCGAUCAGAUAUAGAAGGAAACCCUCGCAGGUAUUUAGGCAGCCAAUCAGAUUUCAGAGCAAUCAGCUAUUGUGAUGUAAUACUGUCCUCUGCUAGAAGGAUAGAAGAUAGAAUGACGCAUGAAAAUGACCUGCAGCUAAAUAUUAAUAAACAUUCACCUCAUCGUGUUGCUGAAAGUGGAGAUUGUGCAAUCACGCAGCAAAAAAAGAAAAAGCGCAGAGAAGAAACUGUCAAGAGUCCGAUGUUUGAGUCUGAUUCUGAUCAGCAGCAGAUUGUCUCCUCUGACGAAAGUGACAAAAAUGAGCAUGAUUUCUACUCUUAAAUUUUCAAAUGUGAAUUGUGAUCAUAUUAUUCCUGUAGAUGGUACAAUAUUCACAGAGACUGAUAACUGGAAGUCUGAUUUUUAAAAUUAACAGCUAAAAGAAUGACAUAGCAAGAUUUCAUAUUUUAAAACUACAUUGUAGCCGAAUACUUAAAAAAAACCCUAACACUGUUGUUCUGCGGUGAACAAUUUAUACUUUGAAGUACUUCAAAUGGAACAGAACUCCCCCACUCUGUUCGUAACCCAGGUAACAUCCUUCACAGCGAUACUUUACACAGAACUUUACCAAGACAGUCAGCUUUCCCAGAAUCAAUCCAAAGUGAUGCUUAACUCCUGAGAGUUUAUUCCUGUUCAGUUCUUUUGUCAAACGGGUAAUUUGUAAUCUUAAUCUUCAUCUCAUCUAUACUUAAUGUCUUUUACAAUGAAGUUCUUUUUUCCUGGGAAUACGUCUUCUAGCCCACGCUAGGUGAAUCUGCCAGCCUUGUUUUAACUCCCCCCUUCUCCUGGAUCCAGACAGACCAAAUGUUUUGGGGAAAUCUGUAAUCUGUCCUUCAAUGGCUUCCUUUGCCUUGGUGACUUGAAUCAUAUGGGGCCUUGUAUCUGCAUUGAAAUACUUAAUAUCUACCCUUCAGAGCCUUAACAUUCUAUCAGUUUGAAGUAGAUUGAUAGUUUAAAUCACAAUUGUUCAUAACGAGACAUUCUCAACACUUUUUUCUGGAACUUUCAAGGUUCUUAAUUGUCGUUGUUAACACACAGGCUGUUGCCAGCCUCCAAGCGUAAAUAUUCUGUGCCUUCUUCCCAGUAAAACAAUCUAAACCUUCCUUUGAUAUUUUAGGAUUGAAACCACUCAAGCUUAUUGCCAGACAGACAUUAGAACAGGUCACAUAGCUUCCUUCAUUUUACAAUUAAAUUUAACGGCAGAAUUUGAAAAUAUAAUAAUCUUAUACAUACAUUGUAACAAUAUAUGUUUUUCUUGUCUGCUUGUUGAAAUUGACAUGUUUAUGUACUGAAAAACUGUUUUUAGUUACUUCAUAUUAACCAUUUUGAAAAAAAACAUAAUUUAAAGAUGCAUACUUUUGUUCACUUUAUUUACAUUAUAAUGGUAUGCAUUCCUGAAUACAUCUUGCCACCUUUGGUUAAAAUUAUCCAGAUUUUCACAAUUUGUUUGGAUUUUUGAAUCUCAGGCAUUUGGUUUUCCCUUAAAAUUUGAUUUAAUUAGGUGUCUUAUUUCCUGGAGAAAACUAUUUAAAUGAAAUUGUCACUUUACUUAAUUUUUAAGUAGAAAGUAGUUAUCCUUAAUCUUUUAAUACAAUGGUUUCCUGCUGAGACAAUUACAUAAUGCCAAGGGACGUUACUUCAUUGGCAAAAAGCACACACGUUUUGGAAUAUUUGUGGUUUGUUGAGUUUUACAGGGGUGAAGUGGAAAGGAAUAGUUGGAAUUUUAUACUAGUGUUUUUGUGUGCAGGGAUGGGAAUUUUACAUCAAAAAAAAUUUUUCUUUAGGAUUGCUGACAGAUGAGUAUACUGGGAAUUGUCAGUGAAUUGCAUAAUUCAUCUAUAAACAUCUUUAUAGUGCAAUGUGAAUGUACCUUCAAAAUGAAGUGAAUACAAUAUAUUAGAUGAGAAAAUGUUUAUUAAUAGGUGUUUAGUACCUUCAACACUAACUAAGGAGAAACUGUUGAUUUAUGCAGCACCUUGAGUUCGUACUUAAUAAUGGAUUUGUUGAUUUUUUUUAAGAAGACUUGGGUAAAUUAAAUUUGCCAAACCAGAUUGUGAAUAUUUUGCUUAGGUGGUCCAUCAAAUUUGUGACAUAUCAAUAAUGGAAGAACAUAACAGUAGGAAAAACAUUUGCAGUAAACAAUCAAUAAAUCAAAUACUAGGUAAAUAGGUUGAAAUUUGGGUUAAGCAGAGCUUUGUGAUAGCAGCAGAGGCACACAUUGUGUAUCAGUGUAAACCGUUAUGCCUACAAAUGUCUAUUUGAAAUGUUAUAUAUUGAACCCCUGCUACAAUGCAUUAAAUACCUCCCUAAUCUGGUGGUGUGUGAUGAAAAAAGUACAAAAAUGUUACUUAUUCUAUACUUGCUCAUUUUGCAUGUCACUUCGAAGAGACAUCUUCAUAAUGUAAAAUGAUGGCCUGUCCAGCAUUUCAUACGUGAGUUCACUCAGUCCAAGUCACUACCUCUAAUUGGUCGAUAUGGUCAUAUGACAUCUGACAGCAGUACUAGGCUUGUUUUGGCAUGUAAGCAUUUCUAAUGCAAAGGAUUUGAGCAAUGUUUACCAUGCUGAUGCUGAAACAUGGGUUUGGCUAAAGUGGCCAGCCACUGCAGAAUUACACUUAAUCAUGGGCAUUGUUUUAACUGAUUUGCUAUAUGAAUGAUUGAUAACUUUUACACAGUACAAUUUUAUGCCGAUCAACUCAUCAAGAUUGGGCUGUAUUUAAAUGCUUAGCAAAUAAAAGGAUCAAACAUUUGACAGUAAAAUAACUCUUUUGCAAAUAACAUUUGAAAAUCAAUGCAUAAUGUUCUGUUAAUGUUAACUGUAUUUUGUAUUAUUUCCACUACAUCUUCGAUCAAUAUCUUUCCUGAUUCAUGUUCCAAAUGGUGGCAGAUUAUAUCUCGGUUAGACAAGCAUAUACUGGUCCCCACUAAUUUUAAGGAUAGUUGGCGGCUGUUUGAAAUUAGAGGUGUGUCAACUUCCAUCCAUAUUUUACAGCAGGCCUCUGUUUCAGUUUCUCCCAAGGAACUGGCCAUCCCUUUCUACCAAAGAAAUUGUAAAGCAAAUUUUCUUAUCUAAUUCUCCUACUGUGGAGCCAGAGGAAUAUUUGUUUGGUGUUACUCUAAAUUAUUCCUGGUCCAUCUAGCAAUCCUCAAUCACUUGGAAUUUGGGUUAUAAAACCAGUGUGUAAUUUCCCAUACCAAGUUCAAUUCUCUGUUUUUCACUGACCAAUGGAAACAAUCUUUUACUAUUUAUUGACAAAGUCCAGGGUCCAUUGCGAGCUACAGGUUACUGGGGUUUCUCUUGCAUUAAGUGUGGCUAAAUUGUGGAGUACUUGACUGUUGUGAUUGAUUUAAAGUUUUAUUAUUGUUGCACCAUGCAGUUACCAGGGUUAAAGGAGGUGAAUGAGAUUUUUAUCUAAUUAUUCAUGUUAUGUUCUCUGCUCUCUCCCCAUAAGUGUUUCAUCCCUGCUGUUCUUAUCUUCAAAACCCCAACAAAAAAUUAGUCCAAUUCUUACACUUGACUCACUUUUUUGAUUCUGUACUUUUUAAUCUGUUUCUGAUUCCCGUCAGCAUUUCCAUAUAAUGGUGUUAUGCAAAUACACGUGUUGAUUUUUAUUUGAAUCUUUAAUGAAAGAAGC